Messenger RNA from Rotaria sp. Silwood2, 1080 nucleotides. The record is from the annotation of a GenBank genome assembly. NCBI's taxonomy places the organism in Eukaryota, Metazoa, Rotifera, Eurotatoria, Philodinida, Philodinidae.
AUGUCGUCAUUAACUAUUUCAUUGAAUAUAGCACAAAAACUGUUAGUUCAAUAUUGUCAUAUGACAAUAUUUCUACUUGGUACAAUUGGUUCUUUAAUAAAUAUAAUUCUUUUUCAACGACGUCACUUACGAACAAAUUCAUGUUGCAUUUAUUUAUUAUCAUCAUCAAUAAGUGCAUUGAUAUUACUUUCAAUAGGAAUUGUACCACAAAUCUAUGCUGUUUAUAAUUUUUCAAAUCCAUUUACUACAAUUUCAAGUUUUUGCACAGCUCGAGCUUAUUUAAAUCAAACAUGUGCUAUGUCAUGUCGUUGGCUUUUAGUUAUGGCUUGCGUAGAUCGUUGUUUUUCAUGUUCAAGUUAUGCUCGUAUUCGUAAUUUAUCUUCUGUAAUUAUGGCUCGAAUAAUAAUUAUCAUUAUUAAUGUUAUUUGGUUGAUAUUACCAAUUCAUACACUGAUUUACACUAAUAUUCAACCUCCAGGAAAUAUAGCUUGUAUAUUCACUGAUAAGACUAUUGAAAUUUAUCAUGGGUUUUAUACAAUUAUAAUGGGUAGUGCAUUACCAUCUCUUGUUGCUUUUAUAUGUUGUUUAUUUAUAUGGCAACAUUUUCAAGAAAGAAGAAGAAGACGUCAAAUAAUAAUUCCUAAUAAUCAAGUCGAUAGACGAAAAAGAUUACGAAACCAACAAAUAAUAUUUAUGUUAUUAAUACAAGUAGCGAUCUUUAUUGUAUCAACAAUUCCAUUUAUGUCAUUUAAUAUUUAUAAGGCAAUGACACAAUAUGAUAUGAUCAAAUCAACAGAUCGUAAAUCUCUUGAAGCAUUUUUAAGAAGUUUAGCUGAAUUGCUUGUUUAUUUGAUAACAAUGUCAUUUUAUUCAAAUACAUUAGUAUCACGUACAUUUCGAAAAGAAUUAAUUAAAUUAUUUCAAAUAAUAAUUAUUUGUCAUCGUCAAACGAACCGUCGAAGAAUUAAUCCAUUGAAUAUUGCUACAACUAAAACAACAACAACAAUCCCAAUGACAAUAACGAGAAAAACCAUAUCGUCAAUGCCUCGAGCGUUUAAAACAAGUAUCAAUAACAUAUGA